AUGAAAGAAUUUCUCCAACGGAAAUGUCUAUCGUAUGCGUUUUCAAAAUGUUCGUUAUCGGCACGUGUUCCCACGCCUCAGACAUUCUUUAUCAAACGUGUUCUUCCACGGCAGAGAUUUGUCAUCGACAUGCGUUCACCCACUGCAGACAAUCUUUAUCGAAAACGUUCUCCCACUGCAGACAUUCUUUAUCGAUCACGUCCUCCCACUGAAGACAUUCUUUAUCGAACGCGUUCUCCCACUGAAGACAUUCUUUAUCGAAAACAAAUUGAUGGUGCUAUUCAUAAUCUGUGGACUGGACUUAAACGAAAAUCACUCGACAAUUGUGUCAACCUUGUAAUCGUCUCAGAUCACGGCAUGUCAAGUACUUCAUCAGAACGAAUAUUCAAUUUCCAACCCUAUGUCUCUUCACAAAAAUGGUCAGUGAACGGAUAUGCAUUUACAGUAGUUCAGGCUAGGAAUAAUGUUUCAGCAAAUGACAUUGAAGAUUUGGCGACAAAGGUGGAAUGCCAAAGCCAGAAUGUAAAAGUCUUCACAAAAAUUUCUUUCAUUUUCUUAUUCGGCCAUAAUUCUCCGCCCCCACUCUCUCUCUCUCUCUCUCUCUCUCUCUCUCUCUCUCUCUCUCUCUCUCUUCGUCUGUAUCAAUAUUUCUCUCUCACUUUUUCUCUCUGUCUUCUUCUUAGAGUCUCUCCUUCUUUAUUGUCUUUUGCUUUCUCUUUGUUGCUUCAUUUAUUUCUUAUUAGUCACUCUUCCUCUUCUCUCUCGAUUUAUGUUCCAUACUCUCUCCUUUACCUCCUCUUUCUCUCACCCACUUUGUUUCUCUAUUUCUUUUUUCUUGUUCUCUGUUUCUCCUUCUCUCUCUCUCUCUCUCUCUCUCUCUCUCUCACUUUGUUUGACUGUUUUUUCUUUUUUCUCUUUUCUUUUCUUUUUAACUUUAAUUCUGUUUCUUUCUUUCUUCAUUGCCUCUCUCUUACACAAACACACUUAAUUUGUUUCUCUUCUCUCUAUCUCUCUCUUUUUCUUUUUUCUUUCUAUUUCUCUCUUUCUUCUUUUUUUUUUUACUUCUAUCUCUUCUGCUUCAUAGUCUGUCCCUUUUUAUAUUUUAGUCUCUAUCUAUCUGUUACUAGUUCUCUAACUAACAGUCAAUUGACGAUGGCCUUAUCUAAAUCCACAAAGGACCUUGGAAGUUCCGGGUACGAUAACCGGCAUAAGAACAUGCGGGCACUCUUUCUGGCUGUUGGUCCUGGGUUUCGGGAUAAUUUCCUCAUAGAACCCUUUGAGAAUAUUGAACUUUAUAACAUGAUGUCUGAACUGAUGAAAUUAAAACCGUCCAAAAAUAACGGCACGACAGGUAGUUUGAACCAUAUCAUCAACAGUGACAAACCACUUCUGACGAAAUCAAAGGCUCCAAAAAGUUGUACGAAUACCGAAAACUGGAAGUUGAUUCAAAAGUAUCUCUACGAAAGACCUUGCUACAAUAAAACUUCUAUCGAUAGCCUACUUAUUCCCAAAUUAAAAGAUUCUGUGAGAAAAAAAGCCACCAUUUUGAAGAAAAACCUUCCGAUGGGACCGCCUAUCGAUGCAAGUAGUAACAGCUGUUACGUAUUACUUUAUCAAACAGAUUUCGUUGUUGGCGCCAGCAACGAUCGUCUCAUGCCUCUAUGGAUUUCAACCACCCUGGAUAUUCAAUCAAAAUGGACGGAGACGCUUACUGGAUCUCUCCAAAAAAAGCGAAAAAACUGUGUGUUUACGGACGCACGGAUGGACGUUAAAUAUUGGACUAAAGGCAUCCAACAAAAUCAGGAUAUAGGCUUUUUAUACAAUAUCGACUUUCUGGAUGCACCUGAUGCAUAUUUAUCGUCAAACGCAGUGAGAAUGUUCACCGGAUUCAGAAACGGAAUUUGGAAAUUCUUGUGGCAGACUUUGAAAAAAUACUCAAGAUCCGAAUCUGUCAACGUAGUUGUUGGUCCGGUGUUUGAUAAGAAUCACGACGGUAUUUUUGACCCCGCUGACCGUUCGAAUUCCUCAGAGCUGCCAGUUCCAAGUCAUUUCUUCAUUGUGCUGUCAAAAUGUCGAGAAAAGAAAGCUACUAAUUUCACCGAAUGCUUAAUAGAAGAUAAACUGGAAAUUUUAUCGUUCGUUCUUCCUCAUCGACAGAAAAUCGACAAUUGCAUGAACUAUGCUGAUUUUCUCCAAGAACAUAUUGUCAGAAUCCGUGACAUCGAACUCCUGACCGGUCUCCACUUCUUUAAAGCCUAUCAGCACCAUUCAGCUGUUGUAAGACAGCGUGUAUACAUGCCAGCCUCGCUUUGGCCCUCAUUCGACACGGAGAAAUGGCUGAAGCAGCCAUGCUUUUAUACUCGCAAAUCCUCAUGUCCCAGGGAACCCGCUGUGCUUCUUAUCUCACUGUCCGGAUUUGGCCCAUCUCAUUUCGCUUUGUCCCGCACGCCGGUUUUGGAUAAAAUACGCACCUGUGGAAUCCGAAGCACUCACAUGAGACCUGUCUACCCCUCCAACAAGAUUCCCAGCAUGUACUCCAUUGUAACUGGUGUCUUCCCUGAAUCACACGGACUGCUGUCUAAAUAUAUAAACAAAGGAGAAAAUCAAACUACUUGGGAACCGAUUUGGGUGACUGCAGAGAAACAGAAUAAAAGCACUGCUGUUUAUGGCUGGCCUGGCUUAAAAUAUUCCAUUGAUGGUUCUAAAUACCCAAAAUGGAUUCCAGAUGGCAGCAAAUUUGGCUUUAAAAAACGAAUACAGAUGAUUUUGGAUUGGUUAAGCCUGUCUGGCAACGAACGAGUGGAUUUUAUCGGCGCGCAUUUCGAAGAACCAGACUUGUCAGCACAUAAAUAUGGAGCUAACAAUCACAGGGUGGAGAAUGCGUUAACAAGCAUCGAUGCAUUCAUGGGACAACUGAUGGACGGAAUGAAAGAAAGGAACUUGGAGAAAUGUGUCAACUUAAUUAUCGUCUCUGAUCACGGUAUUCAAGAGACCUCAUACCGACGCGUUGUGGAUAAAGUGGAUCUCAAGAAUUCUUUUAUAAUAGAAGGCGCCACUGUGUUCCAAAAAUCUGACCAUGAAAACGCCACAGUGAACGAAAUGUUAAAGAAUAAUUCCUGCACUCGUACACAUUUCCGAACGUACACGAAGGCCACUUUACCUCAGCGCUUCCACUUCACCAACAACGGGCAAAUAGGGGACGUCAUCCUUACAUUAGAUGAUGGUUGGCUGAUUAAACAUCACGCACUCACUCAUUCGCUCUCACUCUUCUUUUUCUUUCUUUCUCUCUCUCUCUCUCUCUCUCUCUCUGUGUAUCUCUGCCACUCUGUCUCUUCUUCUCUCUCUGACACUCUCUGUAUCUCAAUCUCUUAUUUUCUCUCUUUUUCUCGCCCACUGUCUCUGUCAUUAUGUGUUUCUCUUCUUCACUCUUUCUCUCACUCUCGGUCUCUCACACUCUUCUUCUUCUUCUUUCUUUCUCUCUCUCUCUCUCUCUCUCUCUCUCUCUCUCUAUGCCACUAUCUGUCUUUCACUCUCUUCUUCUUUUCUGUCACUCUCUCUCUCUCUCUCUCUCUCUCUCUCUCUCUUCUUCUUCUUCUUCUUCUUCUUCUUCUUCUCCUUCUUUCUAUGUCACUUUUUACCUUUUAUGGAAAGCUUUCCAAAAACGGAAAAAAAUACAAACUGCCAAAAUCUACUCACGGUUAUGACAACAGAUUUGACAGCAUGCAGUCCAUAUUUCUAGCUUCUGGUCCCAGCUUCCAGUUUAAUAUGACUAUCGAACCUUUUGAAAAUAUUGAACUUUACAACCUUUUAACAGAAUUGUUGAGUAUCCAACCAUUGCCGAACAACGGAACCAAAGGUACAUUAAACAAACUGUUAAUGAACAGGUCGUCUGUACAACAAAUUUCGCCAACAAAUUAUACUUCCUGCUGCUCAGUGAACUCAAAUAUCGGAACUGAUUGCGCCUAUUCUGUGGUAAGUGGGUGA
This is a messenger RNA of Acanthosepion pharaonis, 3984 nucleotides long. The record is from the annotation of a GenBank genome assembly. NCBI's taxonomy places the organism in Eukaryota, Metazoa, Mollusca, Cephalopoda, Sepiida, Sepiidae.